AGCUCGGUGCUCGAGAGCUCCGCGUCCCCGCGCGUUCACGUGGCCCACAGCCCCGCAGCCCGAGGCCACAGGAGCUCCACGGUGCCCAGCGGCCGGUGGCUGCUGCGGAGCCCCCGGCAGCCCCCGUCCGCAGGCCGCGCCGCGGUGCCGAGGGUCCGCGUGCCUCCGCCGCCGUCGCGCCGUUCGGGCGCCGCCCAAUCCCCUAGCCCCGGGGGGAAGCGCCAUGAUGCAGUUCCGGUUCGCGGCGGUGCGCCGCCCCCCCCCGUCGAGGAGCCCAGUCUCCGAGCAGGCCCCGCAGGUGCCUUGGGACGCCGGCAGCCUCACGGACGAGGGCGACGACGAGGGCUCUGGGGAUGAGGCCUCUCGCAAGCGAAGCAUCGGGCGGGGCGAGCGGGGCGAGUAGCUGCCCGCAGGACGCCAGCAGUUCCGUGGCCCAGCACCGCCACCGCCCCCCUCCGCUGGCCCCCGCUCAGGAAGUAGGCUUCUCCGACGAGGUUGAGGUCGACGAACUGGAGGAGUCUCCGGAGAGGUCGUUGUCGACGACGUUGGCGAAGUCGCUGUCGAAGUCGAGCCUGCGGAACUUGAAGCAGGCCGCCGCGGACUGGCUCGCGGACGAGCAGGACUCGCAGGCGACCUGCAGGAGCCUGCCCUUCACGGUUAUGCUUUAUUUCUCGUUUCUCUUGGUUCAGGUUUCGCACCGGGAUGUUGGAACGGUGUAUCCGAUAACGUCAUCGAUGACAUCGGCCAUGGCGACAGGCGUGCUUCCGACACCGAUGAGCGUGGACGAUGACACACGAUCUGCAGUAAGUUUGACAGACGUGCGGUCUUGGGGGGACACCCUGGUGUACCUUGAGAACACGGUCGUGCCGUUUCUGUGGGUCGAGGAAGAUGCCGCGCCAGGCCUCGUGAUGGGCGUGAACCAGCUGUUAGGAGGCGUCCGAUUGCAGCAGUGGCGCCUUGAGUCCGUCGAGUGCAUGGGGGCCCAGCUGCUGAAGGACACGUACAGCAGCUUCCUCAGCUCCAGAUUCGGUCGCAGCUGCAGGUCCACAGACUCGGAAUAUCAAACGUCUAACAUUGUAGCGCCGUCGGAUGCACAAGACGGCGACACGGCGGUGCAAGGCGCAAACGCUGACGCUGAUACUGGAGCAUACACAUACUGGAUCCCCACUGGAAAUUCUACGGCCCAAGCCCUGGAUCAUGUCCAGGAGCUGCGCGACAGCCGAUGGCUGUCGGCCGCCGCCGAAUCGCUGACGCUACAGUACGCGAUGUAUUGUGGGCAGAUUGGCUGGUUUGCGCUUGUCCAGAUUGACUUCUGGAUGGAUCGGGUGGGUGCAUUCACUGCAGUCGUUUCAGCGAAGGGCCUGCAGACAGAGGUCUGGAAUUCGGCCACGACGAUCUUGGCCGACUUGUGGUUCUGCUUGAACAUCGCAUGGCUCCUCGGAGGAGAGGUAUUCGGGCUCAGACAGGCGGCCGCGGAUGGGCAGAUAUUCGGGUACUUCGCCUUCCACCGUGUGAUCAAUUGGUCCCUCAUUUUUGGGGGUUCGGUCCUGAUCGUUUUCUACAUGUGGCUGUUCGUGCAGAUCGGCGACGUGGGGGGCGAACUGACAGGCCUCCUGGCUUCCGACACUGGUCUGACAGGCGAGGCAGCCAGUGAGCACUACGCGAAGCUGAACCGCGCCUACGACUCGAUGGACUCCCUGACCUCAGCGGUCCGCUGGAAUGAGAUGUCUUCGUUCUGGUACAGCAUGAUGAUGUUGGCGAAAAUCUUCCAGAACUUCAAGGCGAAUGCGAGACUGGCGGUCAUCACAAAGACUCUGGCCAAUGCCUCCGAGGACCUCUUCCACUUCAUGCUCAUCUUCUUGCUUGUCUUCUUCAACUUCAUCAUGGGCGCUCACUUUCUCUUUGGCCAGGCGCUAAAGGAAUGGUCCUCUGCCAUCCUCGCGUUCUGCAGCGGGUUUCGGGCCUUGAUGGGUGACUUUGAUUUCGCGGCGAUGUACUGGAUAGCUCCAUUCAAUGCGACAUCAUGGUUCGUAAUUUACAUGGGGUUUGUAUUUUUAGUAUUAGUCAACAUGUUUGUCGCUAUUGUUAUGGACGCGUACUCGACUGUCAAACAUGAGGCUGGCAAGACGGAGUCAAUCGUCAAUGUUGUAAAGAAAGCUGCGAUAAGGAAAUCGGCCUUCGUCAUGUCGAAGGUCUCAUUGCGCCACUCGUCUGAUGCGUUUGGCACGUUCAAGAGUAGUACGACGAACAGGACUGUGAUGGUGCAGGAGGCUUCCACCGGCGACCUCGAACAGAAGAUCAAAUCCCUGGAGGGAGGCGUUGAAAUGCUCGACAAGCUCCUCGGCCACCACAGGCGGAGAGGCGCUCCUGCCUCCACCCUCCUCCUCCCCAGAUUCCCAGCGUCGUGCUUGUCUGCCUUUUCCAGCCCUCCCUCUGGUCGGGAUCUCGUUUUGAAUAUAUUUUCGAGGAAAGUUGGCCAGCACAGCUCGUUCCAGCUUUUUGCUACGUUGAAGGCUUCCGUUUAACACUUCGAGAAACCUCGAG
This is a messenger RNA of Prorocentrum cordatum, 2544 nucleotides long. NCBI's taxonomy places the organism in Eukaryota, Dinophyceae, Prorocentrales, Prorocentraceae. The record is from the annotation of a GenBank genome assembly.